UUGCUCCGGGGGUCGAUAGAGGAAAUCUUUAAAUCUGACGAAGAUUAUGAGAUAGAUCCUUCCAGAAUUUGCUUAAGUGGAAAAGAAGGAAACUCCAGUUCUGAGCACAUUUCAUCAUCCUCUUCCUCCUCGUCCUCUUCUGCAGCUGCUGAAAAAGAUCAUGACCGUGAAACGCCCAUUAAUUUAUUUACUGCUAUUUUAAAUUACAUUUUAUCAUUUCAAAGUGAGCUUAGAUCCGUCUUCGCCAGUGUCCGCGAGGCGGUAGAGCCCAGGUUCGGCCACGACACCGCAGACCGACUCAUCUCCUCCAGCCUGUUCCUUCGCUUUCUCUGCCCUGCUCUCUUAGGGCCCGUCCUCUUUGGUCUGGCCAGCCAAGUGCCUGAAGAGCCUCGCGUAUCACGAAACCUCACCCUGGCCGCCAAAGUACUGCAAGCCCUGGCGAACCAAGCACACUUUGAAGAGAAGGAGCGCUAUCUCCACCAUAUAAAUGCCUUCAUAUCCCAGGAGAUACCAUCGAUGCGUGCUUUUUUGCGCUCGAUAUCUUCAUUUGAGCCGCCAGAAGAAAGUGCUGCGAAUCACCAUGGCACUGAUUCAAUCGAGUAUGAGAGACGAGUAAACGGGGCUACCUCUACCGACGACGCGGAGGGCCUUAAUAGACAGGUCAGAGAUGCGCAUUCUCGAACCGACCUUAGUGGGUCCCAUUCCACUGCCUCCUCGGCCAUGCUGUGCCCAUCGGUUGGCACGGGCCUAUCGUCCGGUAGUGGGCCGAGUUUUGGGUUAGCCACAUCGCCCCCAUGCAAUACAGAAGGACGCAACCCCCGAGCUGGCGGCGCCUUGCUUCGGCCAGUCAACUCAUUCAGUUCGUCGCGCAUCUUCCCACGAAACAGAGCACGCGCCUCCCUCGAGCUUGGUCAUCCGCAAUCGUAUUCUUCACCAAUGCCGCCACCAGAGCGUGUGGACGACCAAACGACCUGGUUGAAAACACAGAGUCACCUGACAACCGUUGGCCUGAUGACAAAAAUGACACCUGCAUGUCAUGAAUUCAUCGAUCUAGGCUACGAACUAGCCAACUUGCACUUGAGACUGGAGGAGGCUCUCUUGCAAAACCAGGUAUUUAGCCCUAGCAAUGGGCCGACUAUACCUUUCCUCCAUUUUGGAAUAUGA
This is a messenger RNA of Protopolystoma xenopodis, 1164 nucleotides long. Lineage: Eukaryota; Metazoa; Platyhelminthes; Monogenea; Polystomatidea; Polystomatidae. The record is from the annotation of a GenBank genome assembly.